AAGCCACUGCAGGCGUGUCAAUCCUUUCGCUGGUCAAUCUGUGUCUGUGUCUACCCGGGUCCGUCUGCCAGUCUUGAGACUGUGUGGUUGGCCCCUCCCGCCCCUCCCGCCCCUCCCGCCCCUCCCGCCCCUCCCGACCCUGCUGCCCCUGCCGCCGCCAUGCCACCAGGGAAGCUGCUGAGGAACGUGGAUGAGCUCUUCCCGCGCUGCCUCAGCCAUCCCCAGACGCCCUGUGCGCUGCGUGAAGGACUGCGGUGCAUCCUAGAUGGGACCCCUGACCCAGUGACCUCUGACCUGGUCGGCUGUGACCCAGGGAUACCCCACCCUGCGAGCCUUGACCCCAUGACUCUCAACCUCUCCAACCACGAUCCCGUUGAUCCCGACUCCACCAGAUGUAACACCGCGACACCCCACCACCGUGAGAUCCCGGACCCUGCGACUUCUGACCCCAGCCACACCCGAUCAAUACCAGACAGGCAGGGGAUGACAGGACCUGGAGCGGAUGCAGUGAGUUAUGAAGAUGUGCAUGUGAACUUCACUGAGGAAGAGUGGAAUUUGCUGGAUCCUUCCCAAAAGAGUCUUUAAAAAGAUCUGAUGCUGGAGACCUUCCGGAACCUCACUGUUAUAGGCUAUCAUUGGGAAGACCAUCAUACUGGAGAACAUUGUCAAAGUUCCAGAAGAUAUGAAAGGCAUGUAAGAAGUCAUACUGGAGAGAAACGAUAUGAAUGUAGUCAAUGUGGUAAAGCGUUUUCAUUUCUCAGUCAUCUCCAAUAUCAUAAAAGAAGACAUACUGGAGAGAAGCCGUAUGAAUGUAAUCAAUGUGGUAAAGCCUUUUCACAGAAGAGUAGUCUCCAAUAUCAUAAAAGAAUACAUACUGGA
Mastomys coucha (southern multimammate mouse) is the source of this 879-nucleotide messenger RNA. Its product is annotated as zinc finger protein 431-like. Lineage: Eukaryota; Metazoa; Chordata; Mammalia; Rodentia; Muridae. The annotation marks the transcript as partial. The transcript has a single exon. The record is from RefSeq and is a predicted model, not a curated record.